CAACAUGGCCGAUGGCUGAAUUUAUAACCAAAUACCAAAUAAUGAAUAAAUAGUAGAAUUUAGAUCCAGAGUCUAGAUCUAGAACUGAAUUGUAUGAACUGAAACGAAACCAGUAGCCUAUAGAAGGAUGAAUAUACAAGAACUAUGCAGAUGUUUUCCUGACAAUAUUUUAUGUAUCUAAUUAUAAUAAUCAUAUUUGAGAUGAGUAUUGCUGGUAGAAGUGACUGUCGCUUAGAUGAUUGCUAUGCAAUAAAGCCCAUCAAUAAAUCACUUCAAAAUAUUCAGAGUGAGUGUGCAGAAGAAAAACUCUCAUCCACUAAAGGAGAAGAUGAAAAGCAACCAGGUCAUAGGAGAAGUGCAUCCCAGUCAUUAUCACCAACAUAUCCAAAGUAUCAGAGAUUUAAUUCCUAUCAACCAUCCACAAAUGAUUCAUCUAAAAGUGGUGAGAACACAGCAGGUUUGAGACCCUGCAAGUCAGAAGAUUAUUUAGUGAACAGGCUUCUAAUUGUAUCUAGUAAAAUAAGGAAUGUUGUCUCUAUUAGACAUGCACUUGUUCCUGGGGUGUAUUGCAUUCAAUACAACUAUGAUUCUUCUACGCUAGAUGACAUUGAAACAAUGAUAGCGCAAACUAUCAAUGGCAAAAAAGUUCAAAGUAUUGCAUUUAUUAUUCAUUGCACUGGAUCCUCCCUUUUUCUUUCUGCUAAGGAAGACAAGAACAUUAAUAAAGAUGGAAGUCUUGAUAAAUCAGUUCAAGAGUUCUUCUUGCACAUUGUUCAAAAUCAUUUUUCGCAUGUUAAUGCAUCAUCUAGAAUAGAUUUUCUUGGGUGGCAUUGUCUACAGAAUACAGAUACAGUUCCUCCAUUUGUGUUAGAGUUACAGAACUUGACUGGUGUUACUGUUGGUGUAUGGAGGGAUUUAUCAGGGGUUAAUGUUAAUCAGAAAUUAGGAGAGGAUGGUGGAAAAUGUAGCAUUGGAGAGUUGUACUUUCGACUGGACAAGCUUAGAAAUUGGAGUGGCAGGCAUCAACAGAGUUUGGCAGGGUUUGAGAAAAUAAGAACAGUUGGCAAGGGGGCUUAUGGUGCAGCUGUAUUAUAUAAGAAAAAAGACGAUGAGUCGUUAGUUGUGUUAAAAGAAAUAAACAUGCAUGAUCUCAAUGCUUCAGAAAGACAAUUAGCGUUAAAUGAGGUCAGUGUCUUGGCCAUGUUAGACCAUCCAAAUAUUAUCAGCUAUUAUGAUAGUUUUGAAGAAGAUGGUGUUCUUAUGAUAGAGAUGGAAUAUGCAGAUAAUGGAACUUUGGCUCAGUUUCUUGCCAAGCAACAAGACCGGUUAUUAGAAGAGAAGUGCAUUCUUGCAAUGUUUCAACAACUGGUAGCUGCCAUCAUGUACAUUCACUCACACAACAUCCUUCACAGGGAUCUAAAAACUGAUAACAUUUUUUUAACUAAAGAAGGUGUGAUAAAAAUUGGGGAUUUUGGUAUUUCUAAAAUGAUGGGAUCUGCAAGUAUAGUUGCUCAAACUGUGUUAGGGACACCUUAUUAUAUCAGCCCAGAAAUGUGUGAAGGGAAGCAGUACAGCUUCAAGUCCGACAUCUGGGCGCUUGGUUGUGUUCUUUAUGAAAUGGCCUGUUUGCAAAAAACAUUUGAAGGCUCAAACUUACCUGCUGUUGUUAAUAAAAUAAUGAAAGGGUCAUUUCCACCUUUGAAGGGAAAUUUUAGUGAUGAGUUUAAAGAUAUGGUGACUGAUAUGUUAAAGAAGAAUCCAGAUGAGCGCCCAGAGGCACAGGAUAUUAUGUAUACAAUUUUACCCCAACUUUUGAAUAAACAAGGAAGUUUAAAAUCUGAUCAGGAUGAAGCUUCCUCUGAUAGUAAACAACAUAAAGGGAAGAUUCGGUCAGUCUUGUAUUAUUUUGAAUCCUCCUCUGGAAUUCUUACCUGUGUGAAUGAUUUACCUCCUCGUAUGAAGAUAAAACAUAUGGCAGUUGGCCCGGAUCAUGUGAUCGUUACAACCACUGAGAGACAGGUGUUCUCCUGGGGUUGUGGUGGGAGUGGUCAGCUCGGGCAUGGUGAUACUAAAAACAGAGACAUGCCAACUCCUGUGGAGGGACUUAAAGGAAAAUCUAUCACCAUUUGUUGUUGUGGUUUAGGCUUCAGUGUGUUUGGUAGUGACAAUGGAUUGGUGCUGACUUGUGGCGAUGGGAGUAACGGUUGCCUUGGACAUGGGGAUUGGUGCAAUGAGACCAGACCAAGGCUGAUUGAAUCUCUGUUAAGUGUUGAUGUAAUGGCUAUUGCAAGUGGGUUGAAACAUGUUGUGGCUAUAGGCAGAUCUGGGCAAGUUUUGUCAUGGGGAGAUGGUUCAAGUGGUCAGCUUGGCCUUGGAAGUGAGGAGAGUCAGUGUAUUCCCACAGAAGUUCAUAUAGCUGAGGCUGUGGUUUUUAAAGAUGUGAACUGUGGUGUUGAUGGCACCAUGCUUAUAUCAGAUGUUGGUGGUGUUUUUGCAUGUGGUAACAAUGAAAAUAACAAACUGGGUCUGAACAACAGGCAGGGUUUUUUAAUGGCCAUGAAAAAUAUAUUUAACAAAACUGAAGUAGAUGGUAAGAAUGUUCCCACACCUGUUAGAUCCCUAGCUAGGCAUCGUGUUGUUGUGGUCUCAAUGGGCGCAAACCACACUGCCGUCAUUGUUGAACCUGGACAUGUCAUCACUUUUGGGAAAAACUCUGAAGGCCAGUUGGGUAACUUGAACUCCAAGCCGUCAGCAGCACCGGUAGAAGUAAAAACUCUAGAACAGAAAGCUGUCAACCGUGUUCAGUGUGGGGAGCACUACACCGUGGCUGGUACUAAAGACCAUGAGCUGUACUACUGGGGGUUGAGGUACAAGAUGCCACCCCCUGUAAGGUCUGAAGACACGACGAGCCAGUCUAGCUGUAAUGAAAGCAGUACUGGGGUUCAAGCAAAUUUACACAAAGAUGACAUGUGCGUUGAAAGUCUUGCCACACAGCUGAAUAGCUCAAAUGGAAGCCAGUUUGAUGAGAAGGAGGAAUUCAUAAAGAAGCACGGUAUAGCUAAUGAACCACAGGAUCAAGUAUCAAAUACUCAUGAAUCUGAUUCCCAAGGGUUUAGGCCAAUCAGUAGCAUCCCUCGUCGAUCUCUGAGUGCUAGUAGUCAAGAGAGAAGCAAGGAUAAAGAGAUUUCUAAGGAUGGAAGUAUCCUAAUUCUGCAUCCAAUGGAGCUGAUAAAGUUGAAACAAGGAAAUGAGAAAAUGUUACUGGGCAACAUUUAUUGCCAUGGGGAAAAUUUGUUUAUUCAAGUGGAGACAACUGCACCUCCACCACGACGAAGAACUUUUAAAAAGCGAAUUUUUCGUAGAAAAUCUGGUCAGUCCCUGUCGGCAACUAGUUCUAAUAGUAUAAACAACAGGGGAGGUAAAACAGAUGAUAACUCAUGCUCGUCAGAGACUUCUGAAAUGGACACACAUAGUGAUAUUCCAGCAUGGCUGAAGGAAGAACUAGCGCAAAGUGCAGCCAUAGGAAAUGAUGGCAAUGAAGCAGAUGAUACUAGUGCACAGUCAGAUGAGGAGAGGAGAACUGAGGGCAUAGACUCUUCCAUGUCUAGCAUCCAAGUGAACAGAGUUAUCUCCCCUGUUGCCAACAAUAUUUGUUUGUCUUCAAGACUCGAUCCAGUUUUUAUAAGCGGAGAUAAACUUAGCCCUCGUCAGAAUUACAGGCCCCAAACUCGCAACCGUGUGAGUUCAGUUAAUAGUUCCGGAAGCAAUACAGAUGCUUUGUUUGCUGAAACUUUCACAGACAGCAGCUCUGGAGAAGUUGGCAAAAGUUUAAAAAAACAUUCCACCUCUUCCGCUCUGCCACCCAGGGUAACACUGAACUCUAAAACAAAAUCUAAACUUCAAACCAAAACAAAAGACCGAGUAACUGUUAAAGACAAGACUCCACCCCUCGUCCCCAGGGAUAGAGGGGUAGUGCGGGGGCUGGUGUCUGAUGUUACAGCCAAGAGAAGAGAGGAGUCCCUGUUGUUUGAACUGGAGAGAGUCAAACAGGAGAAGAAACAAGCGGAUGCUAGGGUCAGGUUACUGGAGAAGGAAAGAGAAAUGCAGAAGGAGUAUUUGAAACAGGAGGCGGAGAAAAUUGCUAAAGAAAGGGAAGUGUCGCUGGUCAAUGAAGUGGAGAAACUGCGCCUUGAGAUUGAGGCUCAGAACAAUGUGCUACAAAACCACCAGCGCGUUGUGUAUGAGCUACAGCAUCAGCUGAACCUUGUCAUGGUGGAGCAGCAGAGCCUGGGGAAUGGGCUGACUCCAAGGUCUAAUGAUGAGGAGGACCUCACUCCUAGAUACGAUGGCUCAACUCAGUCAAGUAAAGGGAAGAUAAGCAAGAUUUGUUUGUUACAGUAGUUACUCUUCCUUGUCAUGGGAUCUCAAUUGUUGAUGUACAGUAAUACUAAAUGUGAUUUCUAAUUUAUUUAAUGUACAUGUAUCCUAUCGUUAAACAUUUCAUGUACUUUAAUUUAUUAUAAUACUGUAUUGUAGACAUUUUGUGGUACAGAUAAAAUAGACUAGAAUGUUAGUUUUAUUUAUUUGUAUGGAGUGAUUUUAGCUUUGUUAGUGAUUGUUAUAAGCCUACCAUCUGUGAUUUGGGUUUUAUAUAACACUUUAUCAACCGUCCAUUUUUUAAAUGUAUACAGUCUAUGUAUUAACACUAGUAUACAAGUUAUACUACACUGUAUGUAAUAAUGUUAACAUUCCAUUGUGGUUUUUUUUACUACUGCAACUCUACAUGCAGCUGUAGUAUGUGCUUUAUAUUCUCCACAAACUGUUAUUAUUUAUGAUGUGGACAAAAUUUUCAGAAUAUUAAAAUGC
Molecule: messenger RNA, 4866 nt
Organism: Physella acuta
Lineage: Eukaryota; Metazoa; Mollusca; Gastropoda; Physidae
Biological process (GO): protein phosphorylation
Molecular function (GO): ATP binding; protein kinase activity
Source: RefSeq, a predicted model, not a curated record